Molecule: messenger RNA, 1542 nt
Organism: Rotaria sp. Silwood1
Lineage: Eukaryota; Metazoa; Rotifera; Eurotatoria; Philodinida; Philodinidae
Source: the annotation of a GenBank genome assembly
AUGGAUGUUCAAAAACGUGAUUGUCUUAUUCGUGAUAUUCCUGUUGAUUGUCUUGUCACAAAUCAAGAAAGUAUUAGUAUUGUAUGGUUUGAUUCAAUAAUGAUAAAUCAGAAUAUUUCUGAUUUAUCAUUUAUUCAUCUUCGUACUCUUAAUGAUUAUAUUUUAUUUUAUAGUCAGAAAUCUUUGUAUUUCGAAUAUUUGAUGUCGAAACAAAAGAAAAAUGAUCAUGUUAUUGUUAUAUUAGAUGAUAUUGAAAUUCUCGAGCAGACACAAAAUUUUGUUGGUAUAUUUACUGAUAGAAAUUCAAUACUUGUUAAACUACAAAAACUAAUCGUUGAUGUCGAACAUCAAGUUGCCCAAAAUGUUGGAAAUAUAUUUAGUACAUUCAAUCGACAAGAAAGAACUCUGCGAGAUGUUCGCCAUGAAUUGGCUGUUUUCAUGUGGCGUCAAGUUUUUAAAAUUAUGGUCAAAACAAUGCCUCAUACGCUCGACGCCCGACAAGAAUUGAUUGACCAAUGUCGUUUAUAUUACAAUGGAAACCAAAGUCAACUGACUAAAAUCGAUGAGUUUGAGCGAGACUAUAAUCCAACUGAUGCUGUUCGAUGGUAUACUAAAUCAUGCUUCCUCUUUCGCUCGCUUAGUAAAGCUCUUCGCACUGAAGAUUUAGGAAGUCUAUAUACAUUCCGAUAUUUUAUUAGUGAUCUAUGCACAAUUCUUGAAGCAACUCGUGAUAAGCGAAACAUAACACAAGUUUAUCGUGGCGGUCAAAUGAACAAAGAUGAAAUAGAAAACUAUAGUGUUGGUACUAUUGUAGCAACUAAUGGUUUUUUAUCAACAUCACGUGAUUUACUUGUCGCUAAACGAUUUAUAGGAUUAGAUAUAAUAACAGAAAAAUCGCCAAACGGACCCCAGGACAACUACGAAGUACAAAAAUCAGGACAACCACGAAGGGUUAAUAUUGAUUGGGAUCGUUCACCAGAUAUAAAUGUGGCUGAUAUAAGUGUUCAAAGUGACUUUCCGGAUGAAAAUGAAGUUUUAUUUGAUAUAGGUACGACAUUUGAAAUAACUGCAAUUAACUAUGAUUGUGAACAUUACUUAUGGCACAUAGAAAUGCAACCAUCGAUGGAAGUCGCUCAACUAAAUCGAGAAUAUGAACAUUAUAUUCGUCAACGACUGACAGAAACAAAUUCAACUUUACUUUUCGGCAUUUUACUAACCGACAUGGGAGAAUAUGAACAAGCAGCCAAUUAUUUUCAACAUCUUUUAGCACAUAUGUUUGACGAUCAUGAAGAUCGACCCAAUGUGUAUUAUAGUGCGGCACGUAUUUAUCGAUUUACUAACCAAUAUGAAAAAGCAUUGGAAUUUUUUCGUCGUGCCGAGCUUUUACAACGUGCAAAACUACCUGAAUCUAAUUUUGAUUUAGCUCGAACUUUGGCUGGUAUUGCUAGAGAAUGUCUACACAAUUUAAUUGUUCUUAUUAGUUGUCUUACUAAUUCGUACAUGUAUUCAGAACAAUUAAGUUUUGAAACUGGAUCGCAGUGA